AUGGAGACCAUUAAGCAAGCAGUCAAUCAACUCGUUGGCGAAGGCACUACACAGCCAACCAGGAAACUGGGCAAGAAUGGACCAGCCAUCACAGCCAUGGGCUAUGGUUGUAUGGGGUUGAGUGCUUUUUAUGGCAAGCCUAAACCGGAUGAGGAACGAUAUGCUGUCCUCGACCACGUAUAUAACUCUGGCGAGCUUUUCUGGGACUCUGCGGAUAUGUACAUGGACAGCGAGGAUCUGCUCGGAAGAUGGUUCAAGCGCAAUCCAGGAGCUAGAGAGAAGAUCUUCUUGGCCACCAAGUUUGCGAAUUAUGUCGACCCCGAUACAGGAAAGAGAAGUGUGCGGAAUGAGCCAGACUAUAUUCGCCAGCAGUGUGACAAGUCGCUUCAACGCCUGGGCACAAACUAUAUUGAUCUUUAUUACUGCCACAGAGCUGACAAAGAACAACCAAUCGAGAUCACGGUCAAGGUCAUGAAGGAACUUCAGGAUGCCGGGAAGGUGAAGUAUCUUGGCCUCAGCGAGGUUUCAGCCGACACUCUUCGCCGCGCCUGCAAAAUCGCGCAUAUCGACGCAGUCCAAAUGGAGUACUCGCCGUUUGCAAUGGAAGUCGAACAGGAAGGUCUUCUUCAGGCAUGCAGAGAGCUUGGCGUGGCUAUUGUUGCAUACAGUCCCUUGGGUCGUGGCUUCCUUACUGGUUCAAUAAGGUCUCCUGACGAUUUCGAGGAGGGUGAUUUCCGAACGUUUGCUCCUCGUUUUAGCAAGGAAAACUUUCACAAGAACCUCGAGCUGGUCGACACAUUGAAAGCCAUUGCAGACAGGAAAGGCUGCACGUCUGGUCAGCUGACGUUAGCAUGGUUGAUGGAGAGUGACCCGCUUGUCCUUCCUAUUCCAGGCACGACAAGGACCAAGAACUUUGACGAGAACAUGGGUGCGCUCAAGCUGAAUAUCACCAAGGAGGAAGAUGCCGAGAUCAGAAAGGCUAUUGCAGGUGCAGAGGUUCAUGGAACAAGAUACCCAGAGGCCUUCGCCAGCGCCCUGUUUGUCAAUACAGUUCCCCUGGACCAAUACAACGGCCCGCACAAGAACCUGGUUUGA
Molecule: messenger RNA, 1095 nt
Organism: Lithohypha guttulata
Lineage: Eukaryota; Fungi; Ascomycota; Eurotiomycetes; Chaetothyriales; Trichomeriaceae
Exons: 3
Coding region: 1-1095 (364 amino acids)
Cellular component (GO): cytoplasm
Source: RefSeq, a predicted model, not a curated record